GUCAUUGCGAAUACUCUCCUCUCAAAUUUCCCUUCCAACGCCUCAUAAAAAUUCAAUUCAAUGUUCCAACAAGUCUGGAACAAUAUGUACACGUCCCAUAUUCGUUUCUCAAAACUGCAUCAAAAUAUGGGCCCUAAUUAAUCGCUUCCAAACUUUGGACCCCACAUGCUAUUCGUCAGUCCACAAUCAAAUACCCUCUCGACUAUCAAGGUAGAAGACUUGCAAUUUUCUUUACUCCUGUGGAAAGAAUACGAUACUCUUAAUAAUUCGCAUUCCUGACAAAGUCCGAUCGAUAUACACACCAAGAUGGAAGAACCACCACCUUCACUACACCAUGGACUGCCCACUUCCGCAUACGUAUCGGUCGCCCUCUUUCUAUUUCUUAUAGCUAUGGUCUUUGUGUACGGAUUCUAUGAGCAGAGGCAGAGGAUAAGACGAUACGAAGAGGGCCAGGCUGCGAGAGAUGAAGAACGAUGCGAACCUCGCGGGUAUUGGAGAGGCGCUGUUGUGCCAAUUCCGAUGUUGGUAUUCGUACCUAGAGAUGCGCUCUGAAUUGCUGCGCUCCAACACCCCGGUGUCAGAAAGGAUGGAAUAGGGUGGUCAAGGGUGGUGGUUCAUCUGUACGUAGAGGGCAGGCGCGGCCGAGUUUGGAAGCACAGUUUGGUCUAACCUAUACCUUAACCCAAAUAAUCUUCGAGAAAAUGAAAGAGGCAACUUAGCUCCCUUUCCGCAUUCAAGCACGGCGAUGGCUAGUCCAUAACGGUGAUAUUCUCCUUGUCCAUCCUUCUAGGUCAAGCAGUACAUCACUAUUGAAUAAGAUACCUUUUAAAUUUUUAAUCGUCCUAGCUUUUUUAGAGAGCACGGCAUUUUCAGAAUAGUUGGAUGACAGCGCAAAGUUUGAACAUAUCGCAUCAGAGAAGAUUUCUAGUAUUCAAG
This is a messenger RNA of Mollisia scopiformis, 936 nucleotides long. RefSeq lists its product as uncharacterized. The record is from RefSeq and is a predicted model, not a curated record. Bases 307 to 552 code for a protein of 81 amino acids. The transcript is spliced from 2 exons. Lineage: Eukaryota; Fungi; Ascomycota; Leotiomycetes; Helotiales; Mollisiaceae.